Messenger RNA from Medicago truncatula (barrel medic), 1853 nucleotides. RefSeq names its product GRAS family protein RAM1. Bases 117 to 1502 code for a protein of 461 amino acids. The record is from RefSeq and is a predicted model, not a curated record. The transcript has a single exon. NCBI's taxonomy places the organism in Eukaryota, Viridiplantae, Streptophyta, Magnoliopsida, Fabales, Fabaceae.
AAAGUCCACAACCAUAUCACCUUUUUUCGUCAUAGAUUUUGUCUAUCUCUUUCUCUAUUUCACACACACACACACAAAAACAAAGAUUAUAUUAUAUUUCUCUCCUUUUUUCAGAUAUGGAAGCUGAUUCAGAAGAAGAUGAGCUUCUGAAUCUUAGCCUUUCAGUUAAUAGAGAAAGAAAAAAGAAGGGAAAAAUCAUCAUAAGUAGAGAAAAUAACAACAUGAUGAGUACUAAUAGAAACUCCUAUGAAGGCUAUGAAGGAAAAAUCUUUCAUCUUCUUCAAAUGAGAGAACAAAUGCUAAGAAAAAGUACUCUCAACAUUGAAGAUUCAAAUGGUCUUCCAUUAAUUCACUUACUUCUCACAACAGCAACUUCUGUUGAUGAAAACAACUUGGAUUCAUCUCUUGAAAACCUAACAGAUCUUUACCAAACAGUUUCACUCACCGGUGAUUCGGUUCAACGUGUCGUCGCGUAUUUCACCGAUGGUUUAACUGCAAAACUCCUCACAAAAAAAUCACCAUUCUAUGAAAUGUUGAUGGAAGAACCAACAAUCGACGAAGAGUUUCUCGCAUUCACAGAUCUCUACAGAGUUUCACCCUAUUUCCAAUUUGCUCAUUUCACUGCAAAUCAAGCUAUCUUGGAAGCCUUUGAAAAAGAAGAAGAGAAAAAUAACCGUUCUAUUCAUGUUAUUGAUUUUGAUGCUUCAUAUGGUUUUCAAUGGCCUUCACUGAUUCAAUCACUUUCAGAAAAAGCAACAAGUGGCAACAGAAUCUCUUUCAGAUUAACUGGUUUCGGUAAGAAUUUAAAAGAGCUUCAAGAAACUGAAUCUAGGUUAGUUAGUUUCUCAAAAGGUUUUGGUAACAUUGUUUUUGAGUUUCAAGGUUUGUUAAGAGGAUCAAGAGUAAUUAAUUUGAGGAAGAAAAAAAAUGAAACUGUGGCUGUUAAUUUAGUUUCCUAUUUAAACAAAAUGAGUUGUUUGUUGAAAAUAACUGACACAUUGGGAUUUGUUCAUUCUCUUAACCCUUCCAUUGUUGUGAUUGUUGAACAAGAAGGUAGUAAAAAUCCUAGUAGAACCUUCUUAUCAAGAUUCACAGACACAUUGCAUUAUUUUGCAGCUAUGUUUGAUUCACUUGAUGAUUGUUUACCACUUGAGAGUAUUGAGAGGUUAAGAAUUGAGAAGAAGGUUUUUGGUAAAGAGAUUAAAAGCAUGCUUAAUAACUAUGAUGAUGUGGAAGGUGGUGUUGAUUGUGCAAAAUAUGAAAAGAUGGAAACAUGGAAAAGUAGAAUGGAGAAUAAUGGAUUUGUUGGUAUGAAAAUGAGUUCAAAAUGUUUGAUACAAGCAAAAUUGUUGCUUAAGAUGAGAACACAUUAUUGUCCACUUCAAUUUGAAGAAGAAGGUGGUGGUGGUUUCAGGGUUUCAGAAAGAGAUGAUGGAAGGGCUAUCUCUUUAGGAUGGCAAAAUAGGUUUUUGCUUACUGUGUCAGCAUGGCAAUCACUUUGAUGAUUUGAUAGAUCUUUAAUAAUCUUAUGUCUCCUAACUAUUUUCAUCAUUUUGGUAAUAAUCUACACUCAAAAUGAUGAUUCAUUACACUUUAGCUACCUAAUAUUUUUCUUCUUUAUUUUCUUUCUCUAGCUAUGAUCUUUUUCUAUAUAUAAGACAUAUUAUGUCUUGAAUUAUUAAGAGUUUAAUUUUCCGUAGUUUGUAGGUUGUUCAAGUAAAUAUAUGAAGCAUAUAUGUAUGUAUCUUUCUUAAGGAAUUAAAUGUCCUUUUUUCUUGUUCAUUGUAUUAGCAUCAUGAACCCUAAUAUCCCUUUUUCUGUUUUGGGUGCAAGUGGAAAAACCCUAGUUGAAG